AUGGCGGACGUCAUCAGCCCCGAGGCUCCAGGAGCAGUAGGACCAGCAGCAGCAGGAGACACCCCGAAUGCGACAAACAAGUUCCAAAGUGCCAUCUCACAAUGGAGAAGUCUCGACUUUACCUCCUUAGUCUCGAAUCUGGACAACACGGCGUCGGAAAUCGUUACAUUCCAACGGGACUCUACCGUACAGAGAAAGGACCUUGCACAAAAGACCAAGGAUUUCCGCAAGCUCGACGAUGCUACCAAGCUGGGAGAGAUCAAGGGGUUGCUUAAAGCCUACCAAGGUUUUAUCGACCUCCUUACAAACCACUCCAAGUCGGUAAACUCGGCCUUCCUUCACGCCUACACAUCCCUAUCUGAAGCGCCGGACCCAUAUCCGCUGCUAGAGGCUUCGGUCGACUCCAUGCUUGUCUCGGAAGACACGCUACCAAAACUCACCGAGGAGAACAAGCAUUUGCAGAAGAACGUAGCCAAGCUCACAUCGCAGCUUGAAGAGACGGAAUCUCGACUACAGAAAGAGUCCGACGCCAGAAAACAACUAGAGGAGAAUCUAGAAUCCAAGGUCAAGGAGGUCGAGUCUUCGUGGACUGCCGUACUCGACGAGAAGCAGGAUAACUGGACGGCCAAGGAAAAGACAUUGGAGGAGAAGAUUGAGAACCAGGACCGUCUACUCAGCGAACUCAAGGCCAGUUACGAAGUCAACCAGAGACUGGGCAAAUCCGACGAUGCCGAGGAACAUACCGGACAGGUUACGAGCGCUGAGUUGGAGAUGGUCCAGUCUGACUUGGAGCGCACAAGCACGAGGCUUGCCGAGGUGGAAGCCCGCAACGAACAACUGCGCCUUGAGCUUGCGCAGUCGAAGUCGCAGGUUUCCGCACAUCCGGCUAGCUCCUUAGAGGACGACCCGGGGUAUCUGCGCGUGAGAUCAGAGAACUCGUCGUUGAUUCGCAAGUUGGAUGCAGCGCGGGUGGAGAAGGAAGGGCUGAAGAGAGAUUUGGACACCAAGCUCCGUGGUCUAGAGAGAGAGGUUGGCUUGCUCAAGGAGGAACGGGACGCGCUCAAGGCCAAGGUCCAAAAGUGGUCAGAUUAUGACGAUGUGAAACAGGAGCUGGAAGUUCUCAAGAGCAUCGAGUUUGCGACAGGUGAUGACGACGAUGCCGUACGCGCAGUCUCGGGCAACAACGCUGAUGGAGAUAGCGAAGGAAAGGGGGAUACGCUCGAGCAACUUCUUCUCGCGCGAAACAAGAAGCUCAAUGACGAGUUGACUAUCCUGCGUGUUUCGCACCAGGACCUCCAAACUCGCCUUCAAGACUUGCAGGAAGAGCUGUCUCGGACUAAUGCCGAGCUUGAGAAGUCGCAAAACCUCAACGAGAAGCUUGAAAACGAGCUCUCGACCAUCCAAGCCGAAGCGCCCAAUGCUUUCCCUUCAGGAGCAUCCGUGGCUCGUUAUGCUCCUUCGAUCGCACCCACUCGGAGGCUGGGCGGUGGUAGGAUAUCCCCUACCUCUUCGAUUGUGAGUGGCUUCAACCCUCGCGGUCUCGAUCGUGACUCGCCCGAUUUCGCUGGCGGCGGAGCUGGCGGCAUUCUACCCAUGAUCACCGCUCAGCGCGACCGAUUCAAGAAGCGCAAUGCCCAGCUCGAGCAAGAGCUGUCUGAGACCCACAAGACGGUCUCCCAACUACGACAGGAAAUCGCCGCUCUGCAGCGGGACAACCUGAACCUCUACGAGAAGACGCGCUACGUGUCCAGCUAUAACCGCGCUGGAGGCGGCAUGGCGUCAGCCACCUCCACGGCCUCCUUCUCAUCGAACCCUAACCCAUCCGCCGUCUCCUUCGGCGCAACAAGCGGCAGCGACGGGAAUAGCGGUGGCGGCGGCGUAGCACUGGACCGAUACAGAAAGGCGUACGAGUCCAACAUCUCACCCUUUGCGGCGUUUAGGGGCCGCGAGUCCGCUAGGGCGUACAAGCGGAUGAGUCUGCCGGAGAGGGUGGUAUACUCGAUCACGAGGAUGGUGUUGGCUACAAGGACGAGCAGGAACCUGUUUGCAGCGUACUGCGUGGCGCUUCAUGUGAUGGUAUUCCUCUCGCUGUACUGGAUGGGCUCGGCUGAUGCAGACCAGCAUGUCGUGACUGCCGCAGUGGGUGCCGUGGGUUCUGUAGCGAGAGGAGGAGCAUCAGGGAGUGGUGAAUGGAGUGAGGAAGGGUUUAGUCAUCGGUAG
Sordaria macrospora k-hell is the source of this 2220-nucleotide messenger RNA. RefSeq lists its product as uncharacterized. Gene Ontology annotation, cellular component: Golgi membrane. Gene Ontology annotation, biological process: intra-Golgi vesicle-mediated transport. Lineage: Eukaryota; Fungi; Ascomycota; Sordariomycetes; Sordariales; Sordariaceae. The record is from RefSeq and is a predicted model, not a curated record.